Vigna umbellata (rice bean) is the source of this 2230-nucleotide messenger RNA. Lineage: Eukaryota; Viridiplantae; Streptophyta; Magnoliopsida; Fabales; Fabaceae. The record is from RefSeq and is a predicted model, not a curated record.
GAAUGUUAAAGGAAUUUAAUUUGUAUAUUGUCAGUGUAAAGAUUAAGUUGUCAAAUGUCAACUGAUUAGAAAUUAACUUAGAUAUGACUUUUACAUUAAUUAUUUCAGAAGUGAAAAGUGAACAUUUUUCAAGCACAUUUACAUUGCCAAUGCUUUUUAAAAAUUAGAUGUUAAUUAUCCAAUCUUCAACAUUUAUCUUUCAUUUACAUUCUCAGGAUAGACUUACACACACCGAAAAUCCUGUUUCACAAAGUCCUCUCUCUAGAGAAAGAGAUAGAAGCACUGUAAAUCAAACUGAUUCGAAAGAGAUAUCCUUAAUGGAUGACAUGGUUGAUCAACAUCUUGAUUUUAGUAUUUUGUGCAAACAAAUGGGUUCCGAAGGAAACAAAGUUGCACCAUUGUAUCAAAGAGUGCUGACAGCUCUGAUCAUUGAUGAUCAAAUUGAUGAAGACAUUGUUGGAGAUGGACAUAUGACUUUUCUGUGUGAAAGGGAUGGUUCUUCUCAGCUGCCUUGCUUCUUUCAGGGUGUUGAGAACCAAUCCAACAUCAAGAUGGAAUAUGUAUUCAACUCUGGCAAGGUUUCUUGUAAUGGGAAUGCUAUGCAUACUAGUUGUGCAAACAUCCCUAUAAAAGAACCUGGCGUUUCUUUGCAGAUUGAUCAGGGAUCAUUGUGUCCAGAAAUCGAAAGGCUGGCCAUAUUAUCUGAAGAUGGCAAUGAUGGGUCUUUGGGUAUGCACAUAAAUUCAUGCUCAUCAUCUUUCAGUUGCCAUUUUGAGCAAAUGAGCAUGGAGGAUAAACUCUUACUGGAGCUACAGAGUGUUGGCCUAUAUCCAGAACAAGUGCCUGAUCUUGCUGAUGGAGAUUGUGAAGCUAUUAAUCAAGAUAUUAUGCAAUUACAGAAGGGACUCUUCCAACAGGUCAAUAAAAAGAGAGAAUGCUUUAUGAAACUUAUUCAAGCAGUAGAACGAGGCAGAGAAAUGGAACAACGAGCCCUUGAGCAAGUUGCCAUGGACAAACUUGUCGAGCUGGCUUUUAAGAAAAAACUGGCAACCCGUGGAACUAGUGCUGCGAGAUACGGACUUUCUAAGGUCUCAAGGCCAGUUGCUCUGGCUUUUAUGAAGAGGACUCUUGCUAGAUGCCACAAAUUUGAGGAAACAGGGAGAAGUUGUUUUUUGGACCCUGUUUUUAAAGACGCCCUAGUUGCUGCUCCUUCUCAUGACAACAAUACUGGUCCAGCUAAUGCUGCAAACCUAUCACUUGGUCAAAAUUCUCAGCAAGAAUUCGCACCUUCAGGCUAUUUCCCUCGCAAGGAGCAGGAUGUGUCUGGAAAUCUAGACCAGCCCUCCGACCAGGACUUUGCUAGGACAGGACCAAUUGUAAACAGAGGGAAGAAAAAGGAACUACUGCUUGAUGAUGUUGGUGCUAGUCCUUCUCUAAGAUCUGCAUCAACUCCUGGUGGUGCAAAGGGAAAGAGGAGUGAGCGAGACAGGGACAAAGACUCUUCUGGAAAAAUUUCUGUAUCAAAAGGUGGUCGUUCUUCUACAAGUCAUACGAGGGGUGAGCGAAAAACGAAAGCAAAGUCUAAACCAAAGACAGCUCAAAUAUCUAGUUCUGGAAAUGGUACUCUUAGCAAGUUAAUGGAAAAUAAUAACUCUGAGCAUCAAUUAGCUUGUGGUUCUAAUGAACUUAUUUCCAGUCAUGGCAACAGAAAAAGUAAAACUGGGUCUGUACCUCACAAUGUGUCCACUGGAACUGAGGAACGCACGGACAUCACAAACCUGCAUGAAUUAGACUCCAUAGAACUAGGUGUAGGUAAUGAACUUACUGGACCUCAAGACCUGGAUUCUUGGCUGCUGAGCAUUGAUGACGAUUUGCAAGAUAAUGACGCUAUUGGCCUAGAGAUACCAAUGGAUGAUCUGUCUGAUUUGAACAUGAUUUUAUGAAGACGAAUGCAAGAUACUAUACAUUCCCAAUCCCAUGCAGUAUUUGGUAUUUAUGAACAAGGGUGCUGUUCGGUGGAAAGGUGCUCAUACAAUUCGUGCCUCUUAUGACGGGAACUUGUAAUUAUGCCCAUUCUUUUGUAUACUUAUUAUCUACAAAAUACAAACAUAGAAACCCAAAGAAAGGGUUAAAGAAAAAGAAAGAUCUAGUCAAUUGUUCAUAUGAUCUAGAGUUCUUUAGGUUGUAACUACUACAUUCUUCAACAAAAUUUUGGUCAUCCCUCUGUGCA